Nomascus leucogenys (northern white-cheeked gibbon) is the source of this 2097-nucleotide messenger RNA. The record is from RefSeq and is a predicted model, not a curated record. NCBI's taxonomy places the organism in Eukaryota, Metazoa, Chordata, Mammalia, Primates, Hylobatidae.
GGCCCAGAUGGGGGAACCCCGGGCUGGGGCCGCCCUGGACGAUGGCAGCGGCUGGACGGGCAGUGAGGAAGGCAGUGAGGAGGGUACCGGCGGCAGUGAGGGGGCUGGGGGUGACAGGGGCCCGGAUGCAGAGGGGGUGUGGAGCCCAGACAUUGAGCAGAGCUUCCAGGAGGCCCUGGCCAUCUAUCCACCCUGCGGCCGCCGGAAAAUUAUUUUGUCUGAUGAAGGCAAGAUGUAUGGUCGGAAUGAACUGAUCGCCCGCUACAUCAAGCUGAGAACGGGGAAGACCCGAACUCGAAAACAGGUUUCUAGUCACAUCCAGGUUUUGGCCCGAAGGAAAUCGAGGGAAAUCCAGUCCAAGUUGAAGGCUCUGAAUGUGGACCAGGUUUCCAAGGACAAGGCUUUCCAGACAGUGGCGGCCAUGUCCUCUGCCCAGCUCAUCUCCGCACCUUCUCUGCAGGCCAAACUGGGUCCCACUGGUCCUCAGGUGGUCCAGGCCUCUGAGCUUUUCCAGUUUUGGUCUGGAGGAUCUGGGCCCCCCUGGAAUGUUCCAGAUGUGAAGCCAUUCUCACAGACACCGUUCUCCUUGUCACUGACUCCCCCAUCUACUGACCUCCCAGGGUACGAGCCCCCCCAAGCCCUCUCACCCCUGCCCCCACCUGCCCCAUCACCCCCAGCCUGGCAGGCUCGGGCCCUGGGCACUGCCCGGUUGCAGCUGGUAGAGUUUUCAGCCUUUGUGGAACCGCCGGAUGCAGUUGAUUCUUACCAGAGGCACCUGUUCGUGCACAUCAGCCAGCACUGCCCCAGCCCCGGAGCGCCGCCACUCGAGAGCGUGGACGUCCGGCAGAUCUAUGACAAAUUCCCCGAGAAAAAGGGUGGCCUCCGAGAGCUGUAUGAUCGUGGCCCGCCCCACGCCUUCUUCCUGGUCAAGUUCUGGGCGGACCUGAACUGGGGCCCAAGUGGUGAGGAGGCGGGGGCCGGUGGCAGCAUCAGCAGUGGUGGCUUCUAUGGAGUGAGCAGCCAGUAUGAGAGCCUGGAACACAUGACCCUCACCUGUUCCUCCAAGGUCUGCUCCUUUGGCAAGCAGGUGGUGGAGAAGGUGGAGACGGAACGGGCCCAGCUGGAGGACGGCAGAUUUGUGUACCGCCUGCUACGCUCGCCCAUGUGCGAGUACCUGGUGAAUUUCUUGCACAAGUUGCGGCAGCUGCCUGAGCGAUACAUGAUGAACAGCGUCCUGGAAAACUUCACCAUCCUCCAGGUGGUGACAAACAGAGACACCCAGGAACUGCUGCUCUGCACCGCCUAUGUCUUCGAGGUCUCCACCAGUGAGCGUGGGGCCCAGCAUCACAUUUACCGCCUGGUCAGGGACUGAAGGGGGACCCCAAAACUGGCUCACCCCCAGAACACCCUCCUCCCAGGGAGGGUCCUCCAGCUCACCUCAUGCUUCUUAUUUGGGGAGAGGGCUGUGAUGUAAAGGGGUUGACCUCAGAGGCCUAAGCAACUGGGGCCAUCCCCCCCAUUAGAGGGGCCCCCAAAACUUGGUUGGAGAGCUGAACAGGCUGGGACUGAGGAAAGGAUAAACCCCGAUAUUGGGACUUCACAGUGGGUAUCUGAAAGGACAGAUCACUCCAGAGUAUCAGGGAUUGUGGGGACAGGAGUGAGACAACCCCCAGGUACAGCACUGGCUUUUCAGCCCCUGGCAGGGCCCCCCCACUCCUCUGCAUGUCUUGGAGAGCCCUAGUUACACAUUGGCUUGUCCCCUUUACUUUUCCCCAGCCACCCCUCCCCCUGAAAUUUCUGCCCCUCUCUCUACCACCCUCACUCCAUGACCUGUGAGAUCACAAAGUGAAGAUGAACCCUUUCUGUGCAGGAGCAGAGCCAGGUGGGCCCUGGAAAUAUAUAUUUUUUUAAUAUAACGAGAUAUUUAUAAGUGGGUGCUAGGGUCUUGACUUUAUCUCAGCUGCACAAGCAGUGGGUUGAAACUUUCUAAUCUCAUCCCCCCUCCUAAGUGAGCCCUGAGCCAGACUGUUUCCUCCCUCCCCUCUCAAAGUUUGUUGGUUUGUGUUCUGAGAGAGGAUAAAGCUAUUUUACCAAAAA